Messenger RNA from Nothobranchius furzeri (turquoise killifish), 3877 nucleotides. It is a transcript of the gene b3gntl1, whose product is annotated as UDP-GlcNAc:betaGal beta-1,3-N-acetylglucosaminyltransferase-like 1. The record is from RefSeq and is a predicted model, not a curated record. Lineage: Eukaryota; Metazoa; Chordata; Actinopteri; Cyprinodontiformes; Nothobranchiidae.
AAAACAACACAAUCACUGGCAUGUGACAUGACUAAAUUCAAAACUAUUUAACCUUUAUUAAGAACUAGAGAGGCACAAUAUACACAACUAGAAAAUUCUGAAUAUGAAGGGAGGAGGUUAGCAUAAUGGACUUUUUUCUUCAAAUUAUACCAUCAGCAGCUGAUGUUCCUCUUGGCCCAUAAAUGUUUAUGGAAUAUAUAUCAACAUUGAGCAAAUUUGAAAAUAGGUUUGUCAAAUUUUUCAUAUUAAAUCUCAGUUACAUAGCCUAUAGGCCACAUGGGCUAUUUAAUAAUGAUAUAAAUCAUGUCCAUAGUUAACUCAUGAUUAAUCACAAACAGCCGCUUAUUUAAAAAUAAAACUUCUUGCUUUACCUUGACGGUGUUUUUGUCCUUCCUGUUUUUGUGAUAUUCAUCAAGUAUUUGGGUGGACAAAUAUGAUUCAUUUGUUUAUUUCUGUUUCAAAACUGCACAGAUGGGACUAUCUGACCUCACAGAGGAAACUUUAUUUUACUUGAGAAAGAUGUUUUAAGAUGAACUUAUUAAAAAAAAUCUUCAAACUCUUCAAGGUUUAUUUUUAGAUGAACAACCUUUAACACUGUUCAGACUUAUUUUUUGAUACAAGUCACAUGAACAGGCUGAAUACAAGGAUUUUCCCUUUGUUGCAUUUACAGGGUGUCCGCGGGGUUUUAAAAAGUAUUAAAAAGUGAUAAAUAAAAAUAGUCAAAUUUAAGGCCAUUAAAAGUGUUAAAUUUGGUCUCAGAGGUAUUAUUUUUUCCAAAUUAGGUAUUAUUUUUUUCAGACUAUCAGAUGUCGUAUUCUGAACAUCGACAUAGAAAUAUAUUCCGAAUGAAAUGUUUUGAACGAUUAUAAAAACAAAACAAGCCGAUUAUUUGCUCCUCCCACUUGCGCUGCCUUGAGUUGCAAAUGAAGCGCUCCUCCCAGUGUUGCCAAGUUAACUUAGCGACUUUGUCGCUAUUUCUAACAGCUUCUCAGACCCGCUUCUUGACUUUUUAAAUCUUAAAAGUACCUAGCGAACACCUCAGAAACAUCUCUGGUAACCCUUAGCUACUUUCUGGAUAACUGUCGUCGACAUUUCCUGCAGGUUAGCUAAACACUCCGUCUGCGCUCCGGACCGUUCUUCAGGACAUUAGGAAAGGGAAUGAUGUAGUGAUGUGUCGGUCGCUAAAGACAGCUCUCGGAGCCGGCUCCCUGUUGGAGUAACCAGAGUGUACACCUCACACGGACCCACGGUUGUCAUGCCAACAUGGUUCUGCUCCAGGAGAUUGUUCCUGACGGUCAGACCAUUCGAUGAAGGAGGCAAGGGAGUCCCGGAGGAUCUCCUCUUCUUCUACCAACUCCUCCGUCAAGGAUGUGGUCUGUUCAGGGUCGACCGGUGCCUGCUGGUGUAUCGUUACCAUGAGAAAGCCACCACUCAUUCUGUAACAGAAAAGACGAUUUGGAAGCUACGCGUCGACUUCCUACAGGAGAGAGUUCUCAGCCAAUGGGAGAAGUUCACCAUAUGGAACGCCGGGAAACAGGGCCGGAUGCUGUACCGAAGCCUGAACCCGAUAAAUCAGAAGAAAGUCAGGUGUUUCUGUGACGUGGAUGAAAACAAGAUCCAGAAAGGUUUCUACACAUAUGAGGAAUCCAAGGAGAGACCAAAACCUAAAAUCCCAGUUCUGCACUACAGAGACGCCACCGGUCCCUUCGUUAUCUGUGUUAAGCUGGACAUGACGGGGGGCAUUCUGGAGGAAAACCUCAACUCUUUGCAGCUGAAGGAAGGAGCAGAUUAUUACCAUUUCAACUGAGCGUGUAGAGUGAUGCAUAAAACCACAAGAGUCCCGCAGGUUAAACACGCUGAGGAAUGCAAAGAUCUGAUUCAUGGACUCGUAAACACGAACCGAGCAACAGCCGGGGUGUAACAAACACUGCAGCGAUUUGAAAUGUUCAAGAGUCUUUUUUUUAUUUGUGUAAAGUCAUCAUAGAAUAGAUGUCAGCUUGAACUUCUCUGCUUCACUCUCAAACCACAGGCUGAGGGUUGUCACGCGUUUGAGGGGAAAGACUUUUGUUUUUAUUUUUCUGGAUUUUCACUUUUUUACAUCAGCUUCAUGUGGUAAAUGUUAAGUUUAGGACGCUGCAGGCAGGAGCUGUUUUGUUCAUCUCAGGCUGGAAAUCUGCACCAGAGCCCUGCACGGGCCUAAAAUCUGAGCUUGUGUCCGGCCCGGCCCGAGGGGGUGGAGCCCCAGCCUGACCCGGUCCGAAAAGGUUUUCAGGAUUCUCUGGCCCGACCCGAGCCCGGCUUUUUUUUUUUUUUUUUUACCUUUCAUAAUGUUUUAGUGUGAUAGAAUGCUCAGCGUUCUAAUUAUCUGUGAGAAGCGUUCUGCAGUAAAAAAACAAAGAAAGAAAAGAAAAGAAACAGCAUCAAUGCAGCUUUUUUUUCUAACAGAGUGUAUUUUUCGAGCGGCAGGUCAAAUUUACAAACACUAUAUUAAUUGGAUGCGUUUGUAAAUUUAAUCUGCUCUGAAAAUGCGCUCUUGUGCAGUUAGAAAAAAAAAGCAGCAUUCUAAUUUUCUAACUGCAGAGUGCAUUUUCAGAGCAGCAGAUUAAAUAAACGCCCCCAAUUAAUAAAGCGUUUGUAAAUUUAAUCUGCCGCUCUGAAAAUGCGCUCUCCGGUUAGAAAACCCCCAGCAAUGAAUGCUGUAUUUUUUUUACUGCAGAGCAAAUUUAUUCACAGAAAAAUAGAUUGCUGCCGUUUUCAUGAGAAUAAACGAACGGUUUCUGACAUCAAAGUGGACAUAACAUGGCUUAUUAGAAUAGGGGCACAUGUUUCAAUCAGCAGUUUGAGAAUUUGUUUAUAUAGGCGCAUUUAUAAACCACACAGACCUUAACUGAGCUAACGGGUGCAUGAGAAGCAGGCAGGUGCUGCUGCGUUCAAGUGUUUUUUUUUUAUUAAUUCGAUUAAAAAUAAAGGCGUCCGGCCCGUGUCCGAGGUAAUUACACAGUCGUUGGCCCGAAGCCCGGCCCUCGGGUCGUCGGGCCGGGCCGACCCUCGGGCCUAGGGCCGGGCCGACCCUAGGGCCGGGCCGACCCUCGGGUCGUCGGGCCGGGCCGACCCUCGGGCCUAGGGCUCCAGUGCAGGGCUUUAAUCUGCAGCAUCAACAACAACAAACAAACCUCAGUUUACUUUUAAUCAUGAGCUAAAUACUACAUUUUAUGAAACUCACACCUAAUCAUAAAAACUAGAGUCUGGUAACAAGACAACAUUAAAUUUACCGUAAUUUCCGGACUAUAGAGCGCAUCUCAAUAUAAGCCGCGCCGGGCUAAAAGCUGCAGAUAUCUACUGAAUUGAAAACGUAGUUUAACUGAACGUAACUGAACUGAUCAGUAUCAAACAAAACAGAAAAGUUAUUGAUUAGUUUAUUCAUCGUCCUCCUGUGCACUGAAACCACUGAAGUCAUCAUCUUCAGUGUCGGAGUUGAACAGCCUCAGAAGAGCUUCGUCACACACCUUUUCUGUGGCGAUGUCAGUGUCGCUGUCCGUGUUGCUGUCAUCAUCCCGGGGUGAAGCUGGGAAAACAAGCAGCGCCGUUUUACUGUGAACAAAAUCCUCCUGGGCGCUUUCCGUAGCGCUCCUUUAACCAUUCCUUCAUUAGACUUUACAGCAUCCAUCUUGUCUGGUUGGCUAAAGCCGCACCUCAUUAUAAGCCACAUGGUUCAAAGCGUGGGAAAAAAGUAGCGGCUUAUAGUCCGGAAAAUACGGUAAUUGUACUGUGUGGAUAAAAAGUAUGAGAAAGUUACAUAAAAUAGUUGGUUUAAGAAGCUGCUGUGGGUCACAAUAUUUUCAUAUUUUUUUUAAUUAAAAAGAAAAUCUGAAAUUCA